This is a messenger RNA of Colletotrichum phormii, 794 nucleotides long. RefSeq lists its product as uncharacterized. The record is from RefSeq and is a predicted model, not a curated record. Lineage: Eukaryota; Fungi; Ascomycota; Sordariomycetes; Glomerellales; Glomerellaceae. The transcript has 2 exons. The coding region runs from base 226 to 678 and encodes 150 amino acids.
ACUACAAAACCACUUUUUUUUUCUGAUCGUUGCCAUCGAACCGUGCUGCCGGUACCUUGAUAUCCGUAAUACUCUUUUUUCCAAAACAGAGAGUCACAGCACUUAAGACAAGUCAAUCUCUGAAGACGAACCGCAUACCCCGGAAGAGCUUGACAGGAGGAUAAAGGGAUUGGAGAGCGCAAGAGGAACCACAGAACUCAAGGGCAAAAAAGAAAACAGAAAAAGAUGGCAACCAGACACCACCACACCACCAGCGGCGGAAUCGGCAACCGACGAGCGUCCCGCAAUGCGGCCUUCCAGGAAAAGAUGCGCCAGAUGCGUCUCCCGCUGGCCCCCCUCGUCCAAAUGUCGACGGGCGCCGUCCACCCGGCCUUCCCCGCGACGCUGCUCAACUUUUGGCUCCUCACCGAGGACCAGCUCGACGACCUGGCGCGCUUCUACCACCAGCGCAACCCCUCGCCCUGGUCCGGACAGUACCCCUGCCCCAUCACCUGGCAGUCGGGCCUCACCCUCGAGGAGAAGCGCAGGAAGAUUGGCAAGUUUAUCGGUCUUAGAGGCUGUGAGACUCCCAUUCGGAUACGCAUCAAGACUGAGGAGCAAAUCAUAGAGGAGGCGCGGCAGGCGAGAUUAGCGGAGGACGAUGAGGCUCUGAGAAGAAAGAUGCCGUGGUACUCAUGAUCUUCGAGACCGCGAGGGUUGCCAUUUGAUGUUUUGGGUUCAUCCUUCUUCUCGAUUUUCUUGCUUUCUUGCAUGGCAUUGCGUUGAUAUCACAGGGCAUUUUCAGGCGUUGGUGG